Molecule: messenger RNA, 2339 nt
Organism: Octopus bimaculoides (California two-spot octopus)
Lineage: Eukaryota; Metazoa; Mollusca; Cephalopoda; Octopoda; Octopodidae
Product: rab GTPase-binding effector protein 1
Biological process (GO): endocytosis
Cellular component (GO): intracellular membrane-bounded organelle
Molecular function (GO): GTPase activator activity; growth factor activity; metal ion binding
Source: RefSeq, a predicted model, not a curated record
GCAACAAAAUGAAGACCCUUCUUCUGCCGUCCUCUCCUACUCUGAAAUCCAAGCCAGCACAAGCCAAUCUGAAAACCUUGCUAACAGCCUUCAGGAAAGAUGGCGACCACAAAGAACUCCAAGCCCAAGAAGAUGCCGAAAUAUUGAAAUCUGUGGUUCUUCCGUUGGAGGAAGAAAUAAAACUUCUGAAAAACAAGGUUCAAGAAUCUGAUGAUAAAAUAAAAGAUUUAGAAAAACAGUUGUCAGAUAUCUCCGUGGAUGAAGCCAUGGCUAAAGUGUACGAUACGAAAAAAUCUCCUUCUUUGCCUGAAUUUGAUGAAAAUAUUGAUCCUGAUGAGAAGAUUCAGCAACUAAUGAAAUAUCUGAAAGCAGAGAAAUCUUCACGGACAGAUCUAGAAAUGUUUGUUGCCGUUCUUAACACACAGAAGUCCGUUCUACAGACUGAAAACGACACAUUGCGUACUGAGCUGCACGAAGUUUGUCGAAUGUUUGAAGACGAGAAACGCGUUCAUAAUGAUUUGAAGCGUACCUGGCAGAUGGCUAACGACCAGUUCCUUGAGUCUCAAAGACUGAUGAUGAUGGACAUGCGCCGGAUGGAGAGUGUAUUAACAACAGAACAACAGCGGCAGAUUGUAGAACUACAGCAGAAAGAUCUGGAACGAGAUGCUCAGGAACGGCGAGUUAAGGAACUCGAAGAAAUGAGAGAGAAGCAACAACGAGAACAAGAACAGAGACGGAAAGAGAUUCUACAGCGACAGCAAGCCAGUCCAGUGAAGACCCCUCUUAUGAAGGCCUCCAGUGCUGAUCCUCAGUGCAAGACAUCAACAGUUUCAAGCAGCCUGAUCGACCUCACUGUACAACAGAACGACAUUGGUGCUGGCGUGAAGAAGUCCUUUUCCAGUUCCGAUGUCAGCGACAUCCAAGGUGAAGACUUUGAUUCACCAUCAUUACUAGAUGCUUCUUUGACUGAUACAGUUUCCAACACAAUCCGGAUCAGUCCCGAGAAGACCAUAACGCUUCCUUCGUUGACUGAGGCUCAGAGGCGUGCGAUUACAGAUCCCACCCCAGAAGCUGAAGCUCACAACUCCCUGUUGGCAAGUGUGAAGUCAAGGACUGAGGGGAUAUCACUGGAAGGCAGGAGGAUGGUCAGCGAAAAAGAGUGGGAACUUCUACAACAGGAGCUGAAAAGUGCGCGAGAGAAGCUGGGUCGACCAUGCGACAUGUGCAACAACUAUGAGGCCCAACUUCAGUCAGUGCAAGCGCAGCUGAAGGAAUCUCAGUCUAAGAUCCAACAGCUAAACCGUUAUUUGAAGAGUGAGCAACAAGCGUCGGUAAAUCAGCGCAAAUACCAGGAGGAGCUGGAGAACAAUCUCAAGGAAGUGGCAGAAGAUGCACGCAAACAGAUAUCUACUGUUAUGACCAAACUUCAAGAAUCAGAGAAAUUCACAAUGGAAGUGAAGCAACAGUUAAUGCAGUCGCACCUGGAACUACAAGACCAACUUAAAACGUUGACUGAAUCCAGGGAAGAAACCCAGGUUGAGCUGGAUCGACUGACUCAGGAAAACGAUACUCUUGUCGGCAAGCAUUCCAAACAUUCUCAACAAUUACAGAAUGAAGACAUCAAUCUUCCCAACAAUCUUGAAGAAAUGCAGCUGUUAUUAUUGAAGUACCGAGAGGAGAUUAUUGCUGCCAAAGUGGCAAAGGAACACAUAGAAGACGCUCUAAAAAGCGAGAUCCUGUUUCUCAAAGACAGGGCGCUGGCUGACCAGCAAGAAAAGAACACUCUUGAAGAGACUUUGUCACAGGAAGUCAGUACUUUACAAGAACGGCUAGCAAUUUUGGAAAGCUGCAAGUCAGAACUGGAGCGGGAAUCGUCGGUGCGUGCGGAGACGGAAACCAAACUGCGAGACUCGGACCAGUCUCUGAAGAAGAUCCAGACCAAGUCAAAGCAACUAAUCAAUGCCUUAACACAACAGUUAGACGAACAAACUACGCUACGGAGUAAACUGGAGACAGAGGUCAGUACUAUGAAGGCCAAAGUGCAGUCAUUACAAGUGGAUCUGGAGAAUAGUGAAGCUGUACAGAGAGAUUUUGUUAAACUAUCCCAGUCUUUACAGAUUCAACUGGAAAAAAUUCGGCAAGCAGAAACUGAGGUGAGAUGGCAGCAUGAAGAAGAUGUUGAUGAAUGUAACAAUUGCAGACAGGCUUUUUCUGUGACAAAGCGAAAGGGCACAGGCACAGUAAGAAGUUUACUUCCCAACCACAGGCUUUUAGGUUCAGUCCCACAGCAUGGCAUCUUGGACAAGGGUCUUCUACUAUAGCACUGAGCCCAGCCAAAA